Messenger RNA from Nomascus leucogenys (northern white-cheeked gibbon), 744 nucleotides. Its product is annotated as exosome complex component MTR3. NCBI's taxonomy places the organism in Eukaryota, Metazoa, Chordata, Mammalia, Primates, Hylobatidae. Gene Ontology annotation, biological process: U4 snRNA 3'-end processing; rRNA catabolic process; poly(A)-dependent snoRNA 3'-end processing. Gene Ontology annotation, cellular component: nuclear exosome (RNase complex); cytoplasmic exosome (RNase complex); nucleolus. The record is from RefSeq and is a predicted model, not a curated record.
AUGACGCCAACUCACCCACCUCAUAAUUUCCUGGCCUCCUCCAGUUCAGCAUCCUUCCCUCCACCUGGCCUCUGCAGCUCCUUCCGUAGGUUUUGCUCUGGACCCUGUCAACCUGAGGGGAGAGCCACAGCUCAAGGCAGAAUCCUGAGUUUAGAGGCUCCACCCAGCCAGGCCGAGGGCGGCGAGCACAGCGGCAGCCCGGCCAGGGCGGGCCGCGAAGCACUGGAUGCGCUGCACUGUCGCCUGCUCUGUGACUUCUGCUGCGCUCCCCUGGGUGGCGGCGAGGAGCCUGAGCUGGGGCUGGUGCUACAGGAGGCGCUGGAGCCGGGCAUGUGCCUGGGCCGCUACCUGCGCGCGCAGCUUGAGGCCUCCGAGCUGCUGCUGGAGGAAGGCAGCUCAGCCCUGGCCGCGGAGCUCAACACCGCCAAGCUUGCCCUGGCCUAUGCAGGCGUGGAGAUGAAUGACUUGGUGGUGAGCUGUGGCCUGGGCCUUGCGCCAGGGUCCGUGCCUACCUGGCUGCUGGACCCCACAUGGCUCGAGCAGGAGCUUGCUGCCCCCGGUGUCACAUUGGCGCUCCUGCCCAUGCUGAAUCAGGUGGCCCAGCCUGGCCGCGGGGAGGGCGGCCUGACCGUGAGCUGGGCGGAGGCCGUAGGCCUGGGCCUCCAGGGCUGCGCCCUCGACCCCGUGCUGCAGCAAUGCCUGGUGUGGGCUGCCUGCUGUAGGGGCACCGCUGCCCCACCCUGA